Messenger RNA from Ixodes scapularis (black-legged tick), 759 nucleotides. RefSeq names its product ubiquitin carboxyl-terminal hydrolase isozyme L3 (gene Uch). The coding region runs from base 124 to 759 and encodes 211 amino acids. Gene Ontology annotation, biological process: ubiquitin-dependent protein catabolic process; protein deubiquitination. NCBI's taxonomy places the organism in Eukaryota, Metazoa, Arthropoda, Arachnida, Ixodida, Ixodidae. Gene Ontology annotation, cellular component: cytoplasm. Gene Ontology annotation, molecular function: cysteine-type deubiquitinase activity. The record is from RefSeq and is a predicted model, not a curated record. The transcript has 8 exons.
UUCGCCGGUUGCGUGUGCUUGCGAAAGUCCGGUGUUCGUUGACUCACCGUGUCGUUGACAGUCGCUCUUGAUUAAGGUUUGCGUUUUGUUCUGUGGAAGAACGACCUUUCAUAUUCUGUAAACAUGUCUGGCGAUUCUAAAUGGGUGCCCCUAGAAUGCAACCCAGAGGUUAUGACCAAGUUUGUGCGAGCUCUAGGUAUGCCCCCGGAGUGGUCCUUCGUGGAUGUCUUUGGCCUUGAACCCGAACUCCUGAGCAUGGUGCCGACUCCGGUCGCAGCCGUGCUCCUGCUGUUCCCCUACAACCAGUCGUACGUGGACUACGUCGAGGAGAAGAGCAAGGAGAUUGAGGAGUCUGGUCAGGUGGUGAGCGACCGUGUCUACUUCAUGAAGCAGACGAUCAUGAACGCCUGCGGUGCCGUGGCCCUCAUCCACUCGCUCGCAAACUGCCGCGACCUCAUCCAACUGCCGGAUUCGCCCCUCAAGAACUUUCUUGAUACCACACUGCCUAUGAACCCGGGAGAAAGGGGAACCUACCUGGAAGAAUGUGCUGCCAUUGCAACCGUCCACGAGGAAUUUGCCCAGGAAGGCCAGACUGAAGCACCGAGCGCAGAUCAAAAGGUGAACCUGCACUUCAUUUGCCUCGCCAAAGUGGACGGCUGCAUUUACGACCUGGACGGACGCAAACCGUUCCCCAUCAACUGUGGCCCCACGUCCGACGAGACCUUCCUGCUGGUGAGUCGAGACUGCCUUGUUUCUUGA